Penicillium griseofulvum is the source of this 2001-nucleotide messenger RNA. RefSeq lists its product as uncharacterized. Gene Ontology annotation, cellular component: endoplasmic reticulum membrane. Bases 1 to 2001 code for a protein of 666 amino acids. Gene Ontology annotation, biological process: protein secretion. NCBI's taxonomy places the organism in Eukaryota, Fungi, Ascomycota, Eurotiomycetes, Eurotiales, Aspergillaceae. Gene Ontology annotation, molecular function: GTPase activator activity; protein binding; guanyl-nucleotide exchange factor activity. The record is from RefSeq and is a predicted model, not a curated record. The transcript has 2 exons.
AUGGCACCCACAGUACACUCUGCCAAAUUGACACUCUCGUGUCCGCUCUUCGCUGCGGACUUUGACCCACGCGACAACGGUCGACUCUUAGUUGGUGGCGGAGGCGGCGAGGGGCGUAGCGGAUCUCUGCUCGACACCUCAUGCCGCAACGAGAUUACUGAGGCUGUUGAAUUGAACCUAUCGCGCGAUGAAGACUCGGUAACGUCGCUGGCUGCGGCCCCGCUGGCUGGCGACGAGGCAGGCUCACUUGUUGCUCUUGCCGGUAUAAAUAGCUCCGUGGAACAACAGAAAAAGAAUAACAAUCAACAUCUUCGCGCGUUCCGGUUUGAGGUGCCGCAAAAGACCACCGCCGAAGAUAGCGGGAAGGCGAAAAAGGACACCAAGUCCGAGGAAGAGGUUAUUCCCGGAAAGGCUAGAGCUUUAUCACAAGCAUCACUCUUCCGAACGAAGAAUGGUUCAGGCUCCUCAGAUACAUAUCAGCGAGUGACAAGACUCUCGCCGUGGCCGAAAGGGAAGGAUGGCAAUGCGAAACACACUCGAAUCGGAGCUGUUGCGACUGGACUAGCACCAUCCGGUGAGAUUGUGUUCUUCCGCGCAACAGAGACGCCCAGCGAGAAGGAUGUAAUUGGGCGCAUCCAAUUAGGCGGUAAUGAAGAGGCCGAGGAUUUGGACUUUGUUAGCCUCGAACACGACUUGGAAAAGACCGACGAUGCGCACGGCCAGUUCCUUGUGGCAUACACCAACGGCGCAGACGUCAUGGCUGGCGAGAUCUCGUCCUCUAGCCGCUCCAACAGCUCCCCCGACGUCCACUCCGUUUAUACCAUUCCUCUGCCCGCUAGCGGGGUCCGCACGGCACGUCCCAAGGUCCGCGCGCUGCGAUUCCUCUCGCCCAAGACCCUGCUCCUCCUCCAAAACGCCCCAAACCGUGGUGGUAGUGAACUCGUCCUCAUUCAACUCCCCAGCACCAAAUCAAGCAAGUCCAAAAUUCUACGACGUCGCAAGCUCCCUCGAACUGUGAAGAUCGGCCUAGGGCUUGAUAUUUGCCAGCUCGGAACAAACCCGCAAGGCCAACAACAAACCGUCAUCGCAGUUAGCGGCAGCGACAACUCCAUCCCUCUAUUCACCCUCGAAUACGGACCAAACCGCGGCUACAGCAACUUCCGUCCCUACACAACCCUCCGCGAUGUGCACCCCUUCUCAAUGACAAAACUCACCUUCUCAACCUUCAUCGCGCCCGCGCACCCUGUAACCCCAGACGUCGGCCCGCAGAACAUAAAGCUUGCCUCUGUCAGCAUGGGCAACACAGUCGUUGUGCACACAUUCCCACUAUCCCCCUUCCCAACCUCCUCCCGCACCCCACGCUACGUCCUCGUCACCCCAGGCCCCGCCGAGAUCUGGGAACUAGUCUACAGCAUCAUCAUCCUACUAUUCUCCAUAUCGGCAAUCUGUCUGGCAAUGCUCGCCUUCUCCGAGAUCCGUGGCGGAACCCCGCCUAUCCUCGGCGCCACAGAAUGGCUCCCAGACAGCAUCCGCGGAGCUAUCGCACGGGAAUACGUUCUCCCCCCACGGGAUAAGCUAACGUAUUUCGAUACACUUCUCGUGCCGCGUGGAAGCGAUACCGAUAUCCCAGUGGCGACCAUUGUCCCCACAGACUCGCAGAUCGAAUCCCUCCGCGAAAUCCUGGACCGCGUACACCGUGCCGGCGCCGCGCCAGCUGAUCUGGAACCCGUUGCGCCGCAGUCCCUCUCUGUUAUCGUGCGAUGCGGCGCAGGACAUGAUGCUGAGCAGAGCGUGAUUAUCGAGACUGCUGCGGCUGCGUCUGAGGAAGAGAAGUUGAAGGCUUGGAAGGAUCUUUCUACGUCUGAGCAGAGUGUUUGGAAACAGAGGCUAGUUGAUGCGGGACGUUGGACGGUUUCUGAGGGAGAGAGUGUCCUUAUUGGAGUUUUGUUUGGUGAGGCUUGUGGGGGUUUGGGGAGGGCUGUGAGGAAUGAGUUGCCUUGA